AUGGGUCUGAACACUGUGGCCACCUACACCUGUAACAUUGGCUAUGCUCUCACUGGAGACACCAUCAGGUCUUGUUGGAGUGAUGGAGUGUGGAGUGGAUCAGCUCCAACUUGUCAAGUCGCCACUGUCACCUGCUCUGAUGAUCUCCCAACCAUCUCUAAUGGAGGCAUAACCUAUAUGUUUGGGUUCACUAACAGCAGACCUGUGGGUGCUACAGCCACUUACAUUUGUUUUAGUGGCUACCGUCUGACUGGAGUGUCAGUAAGAACUUGUGGGAGUGAUGGAUUGUGGAGCUCAAUAACAGCUCCAGUGUGUGAGGUGAUAACCUGCUUUGACCUAUCUUCACUGGUAAAUGGAAACGUCCACUAUGGUGGUGCUGGAUCCCCUGGCAGUAGACCAGUAGACACUGUGGUCACAUACAACUGUAACACUGGCUUCACUCUCACUGGAGGCAGCACCAGGACUUGUGGGAGUGAUGGAAUGUGGAGUGGGUCAGCUCCAACUUGUCAGCAAAUCACGUGCACUGAUCUGCUCUCACCGCCUAAUAAUGGAGCUAUUUCCUAUAAUGGUGGAUCCACUGACAUCAGACCUAUCAACACCAUAGCUACACACAGCUGCAACACUGGCUACACUCUCAAUGGAGAGUUUUCCUGUGGCCCCCCUCCCUCUAUUACCAACGGAUAUCCCGGACAACCAACCAGCACAAUGAUCGGAGGAGAGGCGAUCUACACCUGUGACACUGGAUUCAUUCUUAUUGGCUUUGAAACCAUCAUGUGUUUGAGUACUGGUAACUGGAGCACCUCACCGUCCUGUCAGACCCCUCCCCCUGUGUACUUGUCCCUCUCCUCCACCAACUAUUUGUCUGGGCUCUCUGAGAUCCCCCUGUCCUCCAUGGGAGAGGGGAGUGGCCUCGUCUGUCAUACUGACCUUGCUGGCUGCUGUGAGGGGAACACAGGAGAUUGGUACUAUCCUAACGGUUCUGUUGUUAUGGAGGAUGGAGCGUUGUAUGUUAGCAGAGGUCAGAUGAGUGUCAGUCUGAUGAUGAGUGGAACAGCUACUGCUCCUGGUGGUGUCUACUGCUGUGUGGUGCCUACCAGUGGAGGGAUGAGCACAGCAUGCAAUGUGUUAGCCUCUACUGAUGAUCAUGAGAGCUCUGAGUCUCCCUCUAGAUCUGACAACACUGGUGCUGUGGUGGGAGGAGUGGUGGCCCUGGUAGCGGUGGUGGUGAUUGCAGUGACUGUAGUGAUGGUGACCUACCUAGUGCUCCGGUACAAGAGAGGAGGGAAAAUGACUGUUACUCAAGAUAUCCCCCUUACUGAGCAGGGUCAAAGUGCAGCCGCUACCUACGAGACCGUCCACGCCACUUAUAAGGAGAUCCCAGCCUCCAGAGAGGUCAAAGGUGACUACAGCUACACACAGAACAAUUCCUACUUGACUGUGAGUGGGCACGACAACACAGAGACUCCAGCUGUGGAAAUAUAAAUUAUGAUAACUGAACUUCAUUAUGUUUUUAGCUCAUGCAGAUGUGAAUAUAGUUUCAGUGUACAAUAUUUAGCUACUGUAGGAGCUCCUCCCCUCAUCCUCCUUCUCAC
Molecule: messenger RNA, 1592 nt
Organism: Halichondria panicea
Lineage: Eukaryota; Metazoa; Porifera; Demospongiae; Suberitida; Halichondriidae
Product: sushi, von Willebrand factor type A, EGF and pentraxin domain-containing protein 1-like
Exons: 8
Coding region: 1-1482 (493 amino acids)
Source: RefSeq, a predicted model, not a curated record